Cherax quadricarinatus is the source of this 948-nucleotide messenger RNA. RefSeq names its product mitochondrial ribosomal protein S11 (gene mRpS11). Gene Ontology annotation, biological process: mitochondrial translation. Lineage: Eukaryota; Metazoa; Arthropoda; Malacostraca; Decapoda; Parastacidae. The record is from RefSeq and is a predicted model, not a curated record. Gene Ontology annotation, molecular function: structural constituent of ribosome. Gene Ontology annotation, cellular component: ribosome; mitochondrial small ribosomal subunit.
UCCGAGGCGACUCCACCACCAUUUCAAAGAAGAAACUGCACCGAAUGUGGCGUAUUUUACUAGAGUGAGUGUGAUUUAGUCCAAAAUGCUGCGAAGUAUAGUAGCAAGGACCGUUCUAGCCGCCCAGGUGGAGGCUAGAACAUUAACCGCGGCUAAAACUGCGGUUGUUUGUCCUGGGCACGAUAUAUGCUGGAAAAUGAAGAGUUCAAGAUGUGUGGAACAAGUGCGAGGUGUUCAGGCCGGGGCGACCACCUACAAGACUGACGACCGUAAGGAGAUGUUGGCCUCCAUGCCCAGGAGAGACGAGGGUACAGAAGGCGAGGCAGCAGUUAACAUAGACUCAGGCAUGAGAGGGUAUGAUGGCAUGUUUCCGGAUGAAAAUACUUCAGACUUAUUAUUUGAUGGGGUGCGCUUUGCGGACCUUCCUAUAAUACAUGCGAAGUUUUCAAAAAAUAACACCCUUCUGUGCCUUACUGAUGCUCAAGGUGUGGUUAAAAUUACUCGCUCUUGUGGUAUAGAAGGUUUCAAGAAUUCGCGAAAGAGCACAAACAUUGCUGCUCAGACUACAGCAAUCAGUUUGGCCAUGCGAGCACUAGAUAGAGGGAUCAAGAACGUGAGGGUUAAGGUGUACGGACUAGGAGCUGGUCGGAUGUCUGCAGUAAAGGGUUUGACGAUGGGUGGUAUGAACGUGGUGUCCCUCACAGACAGCACUCCAAUAAUGGAGACUGAUUCUCCACGCCCCAGGAAAGCAAAGAAGCUCUAGGCACCAUACUUGCUUGCAUCAUCUGAUAUUAUAUAUCUCGUGUUAUUGCAAUGUUGAUAAAUAGGCUUAUCUACCUAAUGUAAUUAAUUUGAGAAUUAAUUUCACCUUGUAUUUCAGGGUCAUUUUAAUUCAUAGGCUUCCUUUAUUAUACUAUGUUUAUAUGAAUAAAUGAUUAAUUAUUAUAA